This is a messenger RNA of Austrofundulus limnaeus, 2255 nucleotides long. Its product is annotated as protein ecdysoneless homolog. The record is from RefSeq and is a predicted model, not a curated record. The coding region runs from base 97 to 1695 and encodes 532 amino acids. Lineage: Eukaryota; Metazoa; Chordata; Actinopteri; Cyprinodontiformes; Rivulidae. The transcript is spliced from 10 exons. Gene Ontology annotation, cellular component: nucleus.
UAUUGACUGUGUUUUAUUGUAGUAAAUCAUAAAACUGAUGGUUAUAUUUUAGAACACACUAUCCUUAAUUUCUAUUGCCAUUAUUGGAAAACUUAGAUGUGUAACUGUUGCUACAUUGCUUUACUUUUUCAGGWUUUUCUUCAUAGAGGAGAGUUGCACAUCCUUCCUUGCCCCUCUAAAKCCAGUUCAGUGGGCUUCUCGCGUGAUGUGGUGCCCAGUGUGGCACAGGCUCUGACGUUCCUCUCUACUCACCCCGAGGCCUGUCAGGCCAGCCCCAAAAUACGUUCAGCUGUAAAGAAGAGGCUAAAAGGGUUCCCAGAGAAGAUUCAGAGUAACCUCCAUCKUGCCCACUGCUUCAUACCUGCAGGYAUUGCCACYGUAUUGGCGCUGCGUCCAGACCUGGUCGCCCCUGCAGUUUCAGCUUUUUACCUGCGAGAUCCCGUGGACCUGCAGGCCUGUCGAAGCUUCAGGACGUUUCCUCCUAUGACAAGAGUCCUCACUUUGGUGACGUUCACCCGCUGCUUGUACGCCCAGCUGCAGCAGCAGCAUUUCAUCCCAGACCAGAGGAGCGGCUUCAGCCUGCCUCCUCGCUCGCAUCCUCAGUAUAAGGCUCACGAGCUCGGCGUAAAACUGGCCCAUGGUUUUGAGAUCUUGUGCUCCAAGUGCAGGCUGCCUUCUUCAGAGCCUGAYGCUCCGGCGAGUUGCAACCCUCGGUGGAAGGCCUUCUUGAAAAGUCUGAGAAARAACGAUUACUUCCGGGGAGAGCUAGAGGGUUCGGUUCUUUACAAAGAACGUUUGAGAUCAGCAGAAAUUUUCUUCAACCAGUCUAUUGCUUCAGAGUUGAGCUCUCUGGUGCCGGGUGAAGAAGUUCUUCAGCUGCUUCAGAGCAACCCGUUCAACUUGGAGGAGCUAAAGAAGCUCGAGUCACAAAUCCCUCCAGAGGACAGUGACAGCUGGCUGGAUAUCACAGCUCAGGAUUUAGAGCAGUUACUGCAGGAGAGAGGCAGCAGGAGAGCUGGCGGCGAAAGCUGCAGUUCCAMGAAACCGAAGCAGCAGGCCGAGGAUGCGGAGGCGAGGAGAAAAGAAACKGAGGACAAGGAGGAAGAGGAGGCUGGUUAUAGCUUGGUAGCCGUCAGUCAGGGGAUGAAGAACUUCCUCAGUGCCAUGUCAUCGCACGAGGGGGCUGAGCUGCCCUGGAGCAGCGUAACUCAGCCUUUUAGCUUUGACCCUGACUCUAUGGCUGACGCUGUGGACAAACUACUUGGAAACAAAGAAGAACUAGAUUCAGACGAUCUAGACGAUGACGACUUUGAAGAUGACGAUGAGGAGGAUGAAGAAAAAGAGGWCUCCCCUGAUCAGACGAGUGGAACAGAGACUCUGGACAGCCUCAAAAGAUACAUGGAUGAAAUGGAUGAGGAGCUGCUGAGCACCAACGUAGGACAAAGCUUCGCUCAGACGAAUUACAAGUCUGCCUUGGACAGCGGCUCCUCUUCUUCCUCAGCGGCAGACGGUUUCUCCAGGGUGGAUGGAGGAAUGGAAGAGACAGAAGAAGAGAUCCAGCCUUUAGAUAUUGACGUUAAUUUAGUCGCAAAUCUCCUGGAGUCCCUCAGCAGCCAGGCCGGGCUGGCCGGACCUGCUUCGAACCUGCUGCAGAGCCUGGGUUUACAUCUGCCACCCAACUCGGAUCCUUCAUAGACGAGCAAAAAAAAAAAAAAAACGAAAGAGGACUAAAAAAAGAAGUCAAGGAAUGCACGACACACAGCAAAUUCCUCUGCCUCCAUUAUAAUAAACUUUAUCCUUUUACAAUAACUCUCCAUAUGUCGACAAGUCAGAAAGGUAUGCCGAACAAUUAUGGAGAAAAGAAAGCUCCUGCUUGCCUAUAAUACAAAAUGUGUUCAACUUUAAGUCAGUAAAUGCAGAGAAAAAAAAUAAUGUGUAGUUAUUCCCUGUCUUGUCAUGAGAUCUUAACCUGUAAGGAACAAAUUAAAAAUCAAAAACACUGCAGGGCUUGGGGGGGAAGGGGGGGGGGUUAAUUCCAUGUUUGUUUAAACUGACAGUGUACUCUAAAUCCAAGUUGCAGUUUUUUUAAAUAUUAUUUUGUAAUAGAUGUGUUCAUUGAUGUUUUUCCUCAACACUCAGAAUAAAGUAUUUUUUUUCCAAAUAGUUUUAAUUGUCUUAUUCAAUUUGCACAGAAUAUUUUUAUGCAACCAUAUUAAAAUAUCUCAUUUGUUUCAUGAUGAAUGUACACACACACA